UGUUGCCUCCUCCCUCGCUUCUUUAAUGCUGUCGUUUCGUUUGUUUGAUUCAAAAUUUUGCUCUAAAGCCCGGUUUCGAAGCAUUCCCACUGAAAAAACGAUCCAUUCGAGAAAAUAAAAAAGCCAAAGCUUAAGAAUCCCCAAUCACUCUCGCAGAAAUUAACGGUGUUCUUUUUUGGAAUCGAAGAUCUGAUAAGAAUUUCUAAACAUCCGUGAAAUUCUGGAGAGAUCAAGUCUCUCUCCUGAUCUCAAAUCCAUGGCGCUUCCAAGAACGAAGCUACUUUUUCUGUUAUGCGUUUUGGCUUACGCUAUCGUCGCCGUUGCAGGGAAGAGUUACUAUGAGAUAUUGCAAGUGCCGAAAGGAGCAUCGGAUGAGCAGAUCAAAAGAGCGUACAGGAAGCUGGCAUUGAAGUAUCAUCCUGAUAAGAACCCCGGUAAUGAAGAGGCCAAUAAACGAUUUGCGGAGAUUAACAAUGCUUAUGAGGUGUUGUCGGAUAGCGAAAAGAGGGGCAUAUAUGAUAGGCAUGGAGAGGAAGGCCUAAAGCAACAUGCUGCCAGCGGAGGCAGAGGAGGAAUGGGGGUCAAUAUUCAAGACAUUUUCAGCACUUUUUUUGGUGGAGGCCAGGCAGAAGAGGAGGAGAGAAUUGUGAAGGGUGAUGAUGUAAUUGUUGAAUUGGAUGCAUCACUGGAAGAUUUGUACAUGGGAGGUACUCUUAAGGUGUGGAGGGAGAAAAACACCUUAAAGCCAGCCCCUGGUAAACGACGCUGUAACUGCAGAAAUGAGGUAUAUCAUAAGCAAAUUGGUCCAGGGAUGUUCCAACAGAUGACUGAAGAGGUCUGUGAGCAGUGCCAAAAUGUCAAAUAUGAACGAGAGGGGUAUAUUGUCACAGUUGAUAUUGAGAAAGGAAUGCAGGAUGGACAAGAGGUGGUUUUCUAUGAUGAUGGUGAGCCUAAAAUAGAUGGAGAACCCGGAGAUUUGAAGUUCCGCAUUCGCACAGCACCCCAUGACCGAUUCAGGAGGGAAGGCAAUGACUUGCACACCACUGUCACCAUAACACUUGUUCAAGCUCUUGUUGGUUUUGAGAAGACCAUUAGACAUCUUGAUGACCAUUUAGUUGACAUUGGCUCUAAGGGUAUUACUAAGCCCAAGGAGGUGAGAAAGUUCAAAGGAGAAGGAAUGCCAUUGCAUUUCAGCAACAAGAAAGGAGAUCUCUAUGUCACCUAUGAGGUUUUGUUCCCGACAUCGCUGACAAUGGACCAGAAGGCCAAAAUCAAGGCAGUUCUUGGGUAGUAGGAAUAGAGGAUACGAAUAUUUUUUGUUGGGUCACCCAUUCUAAAAUAUGAUGAGGAUACAUGGAAACUAGGAUAUCAGUCUCUCCCAUUUUAACCUAAUUCCUUCCCCACUAACAAAUUAGCUUUGCCGAGUCUGAAAAAUGUAUUUGCUCUCUAAUACGUUCAAGUGCCUAGCAAUUUGGAGAUGCUUGUUCAGAAUAUUGCUGUAAUUAAUUACUUUUUCUUGCCUGUAUUCUAUCAAAAUCUGCAUAUGCAAUCCCAACAACAGAUGAAGUGAAUAUUCUUCAUCUAACCUCAAUUGCAGGCUGUAAUAUUAUUGUUCAAUCUGAAGGUCGUAUGAGACCGAAGAGGGUCGACUGUUAAUAAGUUAAUUAAACAAAAAGAAAGGAUUCCUUGUAUUGGGUUGGGAUAGUAGCACUCUCUCUUUCUGUCUUUGUUUUGUCGGCUGCCAGACUUGCAUGCCUCUUUGGGCUGGUUCUUCUGUUUUUGCCCAUUAUCUUUUCAAUCUCCUAAGCUGGUUGGUCGGCAGACUUUUAUUUUCUGUUGUUCUUUUUAAAAUCUAUGUGAAAACAAUUUCACAAUCGCCAUUCGACAGGUAGUUCCUUCCCAUUUCAUUUCACAGCAAGUCCUUAAGGCGCCCUUAAAUUUAGACGUAGACAUUGUCUUUAAUUUAUGGUCCGACUUUCUUACCUAAAAGAAUUGAUGCCCCAACAUAAAUUAAUAAUUUUAAUAAACUUAUAAUUAAACAUCAUUGGGCCCACAUAGAUUUACAACUGCCCAAUAGCUUUC
Molecule: messenger RNA, 2082 nt
Organism: Durio zibethinus
Lineage: Eukaryota; Viridiplantae; Streptophyta; Magnoliopsida; Malvales; Malvaceae
Product: dnaJ protein ERDJ3B-like
Biological process (GO): protein folding
Source: RefSeq, a predicted model, not a curated record